UCUCCCCUCCCCCCUUCCGGGCCCCCGCCAGCUGAGGGGAGCUGCCGACUGGAGCCGCCGUCCGGCUCCCCGGCCCCCCAAACAAAGGACCCGCCGGGUCCUAGUGCCCGCCCGCUCAGUCACCUUCGCGCCUCCGGGUCCUAGCGCCCGCUCACCGCUCGCAGCCCACCCUGCCCACCUCUGCCUCUGCCAGUCCCCAAUACCUGCCCCCAUAUAGGCUUGCCUUUAUCUUUCUCCUUGCCUGCUGCCCCUCAGCUCGCGCCCCUCCUGCACCUGCCUCCGGCUUUCCCUGUCCGCAACAGUCCUCCACGUGUUUCCCACGCACCCCACUUCUGUGCCCCCUUCCUCACCCCCCUUGUUCCUUCGCCUUUUGCCCCACACCUCCUGCUCCUUUUCGGCAUUUGCCUGCAGCUGCAGUGCUUUUAGACUCCCGCCCUCUCCGCGUUAGUUCGUCGGUCCAUCCAUCUAUCCUCUCUCCCUCCCUCCAUCCUUCGGUCCAUCCAUCCAUGCCUCCAACCCACUGUCCUUUCCCAGGCCUCUUGCCCUGCCUCUUGGCUCUCUGCUCUUACUCUCACCUUCUCUAGGCCUCUGAGUGCCUUAGUGAGCGGGCCUACAGCCCCUUCUUCUGAUCUUUGUCUUCUGGGCCCCAGGGAGCACCUGGCCUCGUGGCCUUUCGGGGUGACAGCAGGCAUCACGCCCCUGAAGAAGUUUGCAAGUGAGAAGAGGUGGAGGAGGAGACUGCACGGAGGGGUCUCUAAUGACACUUGUUCUCCUCUGAGACAUCCGACUCCCAAAACUGAGGUACAAGGGCAACCCCUGCCCAAAGGCCCUGUAAGAAGGGGAGGGACUUGCAUAGCUGACCAAGGAGACUUUGAAGAUGCUCAAGGACCAAAGACAGCAGUUUCUCUGCUCUGUGACCAUCCUAUCAGUGCAGUACCUGAGAAGCUGGGUGUAACUUUGACAAUGCUAUGGUAACCCAGGGGCUGAGCUGGAGGAGAGUAGCAAAAACAUGAAGAAGUUGGAUGCCAUGACCCUCAUUAAAGAAGACAUGUCCAUCUUCGGGCACUGCCCUGCCCAUGAUGACUUCUAUUUGGUUGUGUGUAACCACUGUAGCCAAGUGGUGAAGCCUCAAGCUUUCCAGAAGCACUGCGAAAGAAGACAUGGGCCACUCAGCAAGCUUUAUGCCCGGGCCCCACCCCCACCUCCAGCCCCUGCCAGCUCUCAGAAAUGCCAUGUAGUGAAUGGGCAGGGCCCAGCUUGUAGGGCCCCAGGUUCCACGAAAACCUCCUCCAGGGAGAAGGGCCAGGGGUCCCGGAGCCGUGGCCACCAGCCUCCUGAGAAGACCCAGAAGGACAACCUCUGCCUUUUCGUGCCUGUGGUGAAUCUGGAGAAGAUGUCCAGUCUCCCGAAGCCUGAUGGACAUGGAAUCAGAGUGGCCCCACCCUCUGCUUUUCUCAGCCAGCCAGGGGGCCUCACCAAGGACUCCCCUGGAAAACCUCCCAUGGCUCCCCCUUCUAAAGAACCUCCUGGCAGAGAGAACAUCGAGAUCAUCCCCAGUGAGGGGUCCAGUCACUGGGCUGAAGGCAGCCCUCCUGAAAAGGAGCCCAGUGGGACCAGGCUGCCCCCUAAAACCCACCGGAAGAUGGCUCGAAAGGAGUGCGACCUCAACAGGCAGUGUGGGGUAAUAAAUCCAGAGACCAAAAAGAUCUGUACCCGCCUGUUGACCUGCAAGAUCCACUCAGUACACCAACGCCGGGAAGUCCAGGGCCGGGCCAAGGACUUUGAUGUGCUGGUGGCAGAGCUGAAGGCCAACUCCCGCAAAGGGGAGUCUCCCAAGGAGAAGAGCCCAGGACGCAAGGAGCAAGUUCUCGAGCGCCCCUCCCAGGAGCUCCCCUCCUCAGUCCAGGUUGUGGCAGCGGUGGCUGCUCCCAGCGGCACCUUCUCUGUUCGUGCCAAGCAGACCUACCCAUACUGUGCACUGCCCAGGUCCCAGGCCUCCUCCGAGAGUGAACUGGAUGAUGAAGGCCCCUGUGGUGGUGACGGGGACCCAGGCCUGUUCCCCUUCCCCAUGCCCCGGGGUGGGGCCCAGGCCUCCAGCGAAGAGAGUGAGGAGGAGGGGACAUCUGACGACCUCCACCCACCCCCUGACUGCCAUUAUGCAACCCGGCCCCCACGGCCACAGGCGUUCUGCACCUUUGGGAGCCGGCUGGUGAGCCCAGGAUGCUAUGUGUUUAGCCGCCGGCUGGACCGGUUCUGCUCUGCACUCAGCUCCAUGCUGGAGCGGCACCUCAGCUCACACAUGUGGAAGAAGAUCCCACCGGCAGCUGAACCUCCAGCUCACCUUGUCAACUCCCCGUUAUCUGCUCCCCUGAGCCCAUCCUCUACAGGCACCUGCCCCCGCCUUCCAGGUCCACCCCUGAGACCUGCCUGCCCAGCCUCCACGCCCCCCACCAAGGACAACCUUGUCCCCAGCUACCCUGCAGGCUCCCCCAGCGUGGCAGCUGCCUGUAGCCAGGCAGAGUGCAUGGGCGGGAGCCAGGCUAUCACCUCACCACUGCCUGCCAACACGCCAUCCCCGUCCUUCAGCAAGUUACCACCUUCCAAGGCCAGUAAGUCAUCCAAAGGCAAGGACGGGGUGGAGGUGGAGGCCCCUUCUCGAAAGCGGAAGUUAUCCCCUGGCCCCACCACUCUUAAACGGACCUGCAUCCUGGAGCCCACUGGAAAAGGCAAACCCUCUGGCUGUCGGGGCCUCUCGGCCAAAACUAAAACAGCCCUGAGCAUGGGGCUUAAUGGGACAAUGGGGCCAAGAGUGAAGCGGGCAGGGCACCUGGACUGUCGUGGCUCCCCUCAUCAGCUCCCCACACCAGUCAAGGCUUCUCAGCUGGAGAACCGGGGAGCAGCUGGACACCCAGCCAAGGCCCUGCCAACCAACUGCCUCUCUGAGGAGGAGGUGGCCAAGAAGCGGAAAAACCUGGCCACUUACUGCCGGCCAGUGAAGGCCAAGCACUGUCAGGCUGGUGCCCCUGCUGAUGUGGCCUGCCCUGUGCGCCGCAAGAAGCCAGGCCCGGCCCUCGCCUUUGAGGAGAAGUGCUCUACGCUGAAGGUACUGGAGCUACCUCUGUUCCCUGAAGGAAAGGGAGUUUGAGUCCCUGGGUCACAGCCUAACAUGCCGAGCAGCAAGUCAAAAGCCCAUUAACGAGAAAGUGCCUGCCCACUGCAACGGAGCCGCCAGCACCUCCUUCCCUCCAGAUCCGGGCCCCAGGCUGCUGCCGCUUUUUAUAACUUUAUAUUAUUUUUUUUAAGAAAAAAAGCUCUUUAAAAUACCUCAA
This is a messenger RNA of Symphalangus syndactylus (siamang), 3329 nucleotides long. It is a transcript of the gene ATXN7L2, whose product is annotated as ataxin 7 like 2. NCBI's taxonomy places the organism in Eukaryota, Metazoa, Chordata, Mammalia, Primates, Hylobatidae. The record is from RefSeq and is a predicted model, not a curated record.